Molecule: messenger RNA, 2280 nt
Organism: Wasmannia auropunctata (little fire ant)
Lineage: Eukaryota; Metazoa; Arthropoda; Insecta; Hymenoptera; Formicidae
Product: pyroglutamyl-peptidase 1-like
Exons: 3
Coding region: 1443-2051 (202 amino acids)
Biological process (GO): proteolysis
Cellular component (GO): cytosol
Molecular function (GO): pyroglutamyl-peptidase activity
Source: RefSeq, a predicted model, not a curated record
AUUUCGGCACUCUCUACUACCAGAGAGAAGCCUGCUUCUCUCUGCUACUACUAAAGAGAAUCUGCACAGGAGAACUUACCGCUCUUCGAUUUUGCGGUUUUCCGUACACCGGAACGAAGAUGCUACCAGGAAAAAUAUAUUCUGAUUGCUGUAACAAUUGGUUCUAUGACGCCCAUUACAAUAACAAAUACAUCUAUCAUCAAAUUAAUAGUUUUAUUUUCAUUAUUUAUUAUAUAUAGCGUCGAAACGAUGAUGCAAAUUAGGCACUGUAUACACUAACGGCUGUAACAAUUGGUACUGUACGUGAUGCACCGCAUCACAGAAUUAAUGGUUACAGCCAUCAAAAUAUAACGUCGAAACGAUGAUGCAAAAUUGGGACAGUUUAUUUUGAUGGCUAUAACAAUUAAUUGUGACGUCAGAAGCAAGAAAGUAUAAUAAUAAUCACAAUAAUAAUCUUGUAAAAUAUAUUUAAAUAGAAAUAUUUUUCAGUAAAACAUUCGAAAGAAUUUGCAAUCGGUAGAAAAGACCUGUAAGAUAUCGAAAAUUACCUUUCUGUUUUGAUGAGAAAUUAAAUUGAUUUAUUUCUAUAUAUUAAACUAAUUCGACAAUUUGUCACAGCUUUGAAUUUAGCUUAUUUCAUUUUUGUAUAAUUAAUUUCCAGAUAUAUUUAUUUAACAAUAAGGAGAGUUUUCGGUAUUUUUACAAAUCGAUUCAAUCGAUUGUGAGUGUUGAUUUAUUGAAACAUUUCCAUACAACAUUAUAUUUUUGAAUUUUACAAGAAUUUUUAUUGUGUACUUUCUCGUGUCUAAUGUGACAAUUCUUAGAUAGUAGUGGUGAGUGAACAGGAACUUUAAGAAAAAGAAUCUAAAAGAAUCGUGGUGUAGUUCACUUAAUGCUGCAAACGUUUUGAAAUAUUUAAUUUCAAAACAUUUAAUAGGGAUCAAUCAGAGUUUUACUAAUUGACCAAUCAAAGAACGCUUCAAUUAAAGCAUUAUUUGUAGUGUCAGGUGGACCUUGGUCGCACAGAACGCGAUAUUUCUCCUCCCACGAUUUCCUCUCACAUUUCCUCGAUGUUUAGUCAUUUUGACAAAUACAUAUACACAGCGUAUAUACUCUAUCAGGGAUUGUAAAAUAUGGCACAGAGUUAAAAUCGUUGGACACCGUUCAAUACGCGUCCCAUUGCGCGAUAUUUGUAGAUUUACAAAUUUAUACUGUACACGUAAUCGCGAUAAAUAUUCGAACGAGCAACGUCAGUUAUAUCGCAAUCGUCGGGCAAACGGCUCGAUGUGAUUCGCGUAAAAUUAAUAAUAAAUCAUUCACGAGUCUGGCCUGAUCCGCGACAGGCGUCAGUCGCGAGAUAAGGAAUCAAAUUGCAAACAGUUCAAAUCGAGCGUCGUCGGGUUGACAAUAAGUGUACCGUCGCGGGGGAUCCGAAUUGCAAAAUGGGCGCCGAUCCCAGACGCACGGUCCUGGUGACCGGCUUCGGCCCGUUCGAUACACACUUGGUGAACGCCAGUUGGGAGGCGGUAAAGGAAUUGCAGAAACUUUGGGAGAACUCCGUGGAAUUUUCCGACGUUAAACUGGUCGCGGAAGAGGUUCCGGUUUCGUACGAUUACGUAUUCGAGCAUGUCCCUCAGCUCUGGAAGGAACACAAUCCUUCGAUUGUCUUGCACGUGGGUGUGUCGCACAAAGCCAAAUUUUUAACGAUAGAGCGUCACGCUUACAGCAACGGCUACGACAGGCUCGACGUAUGUAAUAAAUGCCCCGACGAAACGGACGUCGUGUGUAACGUCUUGGAAACUGGGAUAGAUGUCGAGGAACUUUGCGACAAUGUGAAUAAAAAUUCCGAGAGAAGCGGCUGCAAGGCCUACCCCUCGCAAGACGCCGGCAGAUAUUUGUGCGAAUAUAUAUUUUAUCAGUCUCUCUCUAUCGAGCCGACAAAGACUCUGUUUGUACACGUUCCGGAUUUUCACAAGUAUUCCAGUGUACAAGCUGCAAAUGGUUUAUACGAUAUUUUAUAUUGCCUACUAAGAAAUUUGAAAUUCUGUUAACAGUCUAUUAACUACCAGUAAUUAAUAAUAAGAAACAAUAAUAUAAUUUCAUAUAUAAAUGCACUCAAGGCCUAUGUACUUUCUUACGCAUAUGCAAUAUAUGAUAAAAAUGGAAAAGUUAAGAAUGUAAGAUAGAAAGUACUACGACGUAAUAUCAAUUAACGCAAUGUGAUAUUAACAUGGGACAUGGCGUACGAUUAUAACAAAUACAAAUUUUAUUUUUGCUGUA